AUGGCGCGGCCUAUACUGGCAGCUGGAUGGGAGAGCAUCGAGAAGGGUAUGGCGUCCAGGUUCCAGCGCUCCAUGAAUCCCUCAAAUGGUGCUCGUGACAUCCACCAGGUGUGGCCAGACGGGGCUCGUUAUGAAGGGCAAUGGAAGGCCGAUAAGGCGCAUGGCUGGGGUCGGUUCGUUCAUGCAGAUGGCGACGUCUACGAGGGGGAGUGGUUUGGAGACACCGCCCACGGGCAAGGGACCUACAGCCAUGCGGAUGGGUCCAAGUACGAGGGCCAGUGGGAGUACGACCGCCAGCAUGGUCACGGCGUGGAGCACUGGGUGGACGGUGCCCGCUAUGAGGGAACGUACCAAGCGGGUAAAAAACAUGGAAAAGGAUAUUUCACCUGGGCCGAUGGCUCCUCCUACGAUGGCGAGUUCUUGAACAACGACAUCCACGGCUCGGGUAUUUACUCCUGGGGUGACGGUCGCAAGUACGAGGGACAGUGGGAAGGCAACCGGAUGCAUGGCCAUGGCAAGUUCGGCUGGCCGGAUGGGCGGCACUACGAGGGAGAGUACGUUCACGACAUCAAGCAUGGCUACGGCAUCUUCAAAUGGCCAGAUGGCCGAGAGUACGAUGGCCAGUGGCGGAAUGGCAAGCAGCAUGGUAUCGGCUGGUCUUCAGCGCCAAAGCAGGAGAAGCGCAACGGCGAAUGGAUGGAUGGAAAGCGGAUAAGGUGGGCUUUUUCUGCGACAUCUCAGCGAAAUCUGCGCGACAUCUGCAAGAAUCGUGUCCGCACUCAGAUGGAUCGGCGAAUCCGAGCCGUAGCAGCGCUGGAAGCCGAGCGCCUGUCUCUUGAAUUGAUGUGGCAAUUGGAGACGCGUUUUGCUUUCGCUUGGGGCCUUUGUGCAUUUUCUGGGAGGUUAUGA
This is a messenger RNA of Symbiodinium natans, 909 nucleotides long. The record is from the annotation of a GenBank genome assembly. NCBI's taxonomy places the organism in Eukaryota, Dinophyceae, Suessiales, Symbiodiniaceae.